AUGGCAGCCCCAGGCGAAUCUUAUUUUGCAGCCUCUCCAUCAAAUCCAAAGCCUUAUAUUUCCUAUGGCUUGGCAUUUGAAAAAGCUUACCGAGGCCUUUACGGCAUUCUUCCGCAUACUCCUUUAGAGGAUGUGCUAGCCCUGGCGGAUGAUCUGAAUGCAAAGAGCCCAGAUCUCAUUAUUACUCUUGGGGCGGGGUCAAUCUCAGAUGGCGUCAAGCUAGCUCGCCUCUUCGCAGCGAACGGGGUAUCGGACACGCAAAGAGCCUACGAGAUCUUCGACAAAUGUAUCCAGGAUCUCACUAACCUAGUCACGACCGCCGUCGGCGUUAAGCCGACGACUAUUCCUCUCGUUAAUGUGCCGACGACCCUGUCUGCCGGUGAAUUUACUCUGGCCGGCGCGGCAACAAAUAUGCGGACAUUCGAAAAGAGGAUCCUGACCCACGAGUCCGUAAUAGCCGACAUUGUAGUGUUGGACCCCGCGCUAACAGUGUCGACGCCAGCGCGCUUCUGGCUUUCAACCGGAGUCCGAGCAGUCGACCAUUGCACCGAAGGUCUAUAUGCCAAUUUACCUCACGCGAGCCCGGAGUUGACCGCCGAACUUGCCAGCGCCCUCCGGAGCCUGCUGGCGGGCUUGCUGAAGACCAAGCAGAAGUGGGAUGAUCUUGAUGCGCGUUUGCAGACACAGCUCGCGCUCAAGACUGCUGUUAAAGCCAUAACCUGCGGCAUGGGCGCUAGCCACGGUAUAGGACACCAGCUUGGUCCGAUGGGUGUAGGGCACGGCGAGACAAGCUGCAUUAUGCUUCCGUUCGUGAUGAAGUAUAACUGGGACCACGGCGACGGAAAAGUCCGGGACUCGCUCCGAAUGGUGGCACCAGCGUUCUUUGACGAGCCAACCGUCGUUGAGGCCCUCGGUUUAAUGGAGGCAGAUAGAGACUCUACCAACCCGGGAGACCUGAUGGCAGCGUUCAUCAACGCCCUAGGAUUGCCGCGGAGCCUAAGCCAGUUCGGUAUCGGAAACGAUAAGUUCGAGCUCCUAGCGGAGAACUCCUUAACUGAUCCGUGUACACUUGUCAACCCGGUGAAGCUUGACAAAGAGAAGAUCGUCGAGAUACUUCAGAUGGCUGCCUAA
Molecule: messenger RNA, 1131 nt
Organism: Daldinia loculata
Lineage: Eukaryota; Fungi; Ascomycota; Sordariomycetes; Xylariales; Hypoxylaceae
Product: Dehydroquinate synthase-like protein
Exons: 3
Coding region: 1-1131 (376 amino acids)
Cellular component (GO): mitochondrion
Molecular function (GO): metal ion binding; alcohol dehydrogenase (NAD+) activity
Source: RefSeq, a predicted model, not a curated record